AAAUGUGGGCACACUGGAGAAAUUUUCUGGUAGUAGCUGUGCUGUGAAAAAUAUUUAUAGUGAAAAAUAUACAUCAGAGCUACUUGCCAUUCUUCGGUGGAAAAUUAAAGCACAGUAACUGCGCAGCAAAAAACAAUACAGAAACAUGGGCGAUGUUAUGAAUAUCGACAGCAUCAUAUCAAGACUUCUGGAAGUGCGUGGGGCACGGCCAGGCAAAAAUGUUCAGCUCUCCGAGAGCGAAAUUCGUGGCCUCUGUCUGAAGUCGCGAGAGAUAUUCCUCUCGCAACCCAUACUUUUGGAGCUGGAAGCACCAUUGAAGAUUUGCGGCGACAUACAUGGCCAAUAUUACGAUUUGCUGCGUCUCUUUGAGUACGGUGGCUUUCCCCCGGAAUCAAAUUACCUGUUCUUGGGCGACUACGUCGAUCGUGGAAAACAGUCGCUGGAAACCAUCUGCUUGCUGCUCGCCUAUAAAAUCAAAUACUCCGAGAACUUCUUCUUGCUGCGCGGUAACCACGAAUGCGCCAGCAUAAACCGCAUCUAUGGAUUCUAUGACGAGUGCAAGCGCCGCUAUACCAUCAAAUUGUGGAAGACAUUCACUGAUUGCUUCAAUUGCUUGCCAGUAGCGGCCAUUGUGGAUGAGAAGAUAUUCUGUUGCCAUGGCGGUCUCAGCCCGGACCUCUCGUCGAUGGAGCAAAUCCGACGCAUUAUGCGUCCAACCGAUGUGCCAGAUCAGGGUCUUUUAUGCGACUUGCUGUGGUCCGAUCCGGAUAAGGACACCAUGGGCUGGGGCGAGAAUGAUCGUGGCGUCAGUUUCACCUUCGGCGCUGAGGUUGUGGCCAAAUUCUUAGAGAAGCACGAGUUCGAUCUCAUUUGCCGCGCCCAUCAGGUCGUCGAGGAUGGCUAUGAGUUCUUUGCAAAGCGUCAGCUGGUCACACUCUUCUCGGCACCCAAUUAUUGCGGCGAAUUUGACAACGCUGGCGCAAUGAUGUCUGUGGAUGACUCUCUAAUGUGCUCAUUCCAGAUUUUAAAACCGGCAGACAAGCGUAAAAAGUAAUAUCACCAAUAAAUUUCCCACACACAAACACAAUUUUCUUUACAAAGCAGGCAACAAACCAAUAAGAAAUUUAAUGAUUCAACCAGGGGCAAAUCUAAUUUUACAAACCUAGCACCGACUAUGCGGCCAGAGAGGGAAGAACCGAACGCUCUGCGUCCAGUAAAAAACUUUAUAAAAUGCAACCCAAUCCUGGACAACAUUUGACCUUUUAAGAAAUAAAGAGAUUUGCUUCAAUUACAAAA
Drosophila montana is the source of this 1296-nucleotide messenger RNA. RefSeq names its product Protein phosphatase 1 at 87B (gene Pp1-87B). The record is from RefSeq and is a predicted model, not a curated record. NCBI's taxonomy places the organism in Eukaryota, Metazoa, Arthropoda, Insecta, Diptera, Drosophilidae. Gene Ontology annotation, cellular component: cytoplasm; nucleus. The coding region runs from base 146 to 1054 and encodes 302 amino acids. Gene Ontology annotation, molecular function: protein serine/threonine phosphatase activity. The transcript is spliced from 2 exons.